UACGUCCCUGUUAGCGCUGACGUUGUCCAAGGAAGGAAAAUGGCGAUGGACGGUUCGGCAAUGAGGGGCAUCAGAAAAAGGGGUUUAGUUAUGUCUCCGUCGUUUUCUGCAGGAUUCAGUAGCAGCGUUCUGUUCGUUUUGUCCGCGGCUUUGGUGCUGCAGGUCGUUUCGGGAGACGGGAAGACUCUGGUUCUGCUGGACAACCCGAACAUCAGAGACACCCAUUCAAUCUUCUUCCGCAGCCUAGCAGAUCGUGGUUUUGACCUCACGUUCAAGACCGCUGAUGAUCCUAGCCUCUCCUUGAUCAAGUAUGGCCAGUUUCUCUAUGACCAUCUCAUCAUUUUCUCCCCAUCUGUGGAAGAUUUUGGAGGUAACAUUAAUGUGGAGACCAUCACAGCAUUCAUCGAUGGUGGGGGCAACGUUCUGGUUGCAGCAAGUUCAGAUAUUGGUGACCCUCUGCGAGAGCUGGGUAGUGAAUGUGGUAUUGAGUUCGAUGAAGAAAAGACUGCUGUCAUUGACCAUCAUAACUUUGAUGUGUCUGAUCCUGGUGAGCACACCCUGAUUGUUGCAGAUCCAGAAAAUCUUCUUAAGGCUCCAACUAUUGUUGGCAAGCCCACUGAGAAACCCAUCCUCUUCAAAGGUGUUGGCAUGGUGGCAGAUCCUGACAACCCCCUGGUCCUGGACAUUCUGACAGGCUCCUCCACCUCUUACUCCUACUUCCCUGAUCGUCCAAUUACGCAAUACCCUCAUGCAGUUGGUAAGAACACCCUCCUGAUUGCUGGUCUCCAGGCAAGAAACAAUGCUCGUGUGGUCUUCAGCGGUUCUUUGCAUUUCUUCAGUGAUGCCUUCUUCAACUCCCCUGUGCAGAAAGCCACACCAGGAUCAAAGAGGUUCCCACAGACUGGUAACCAGGAGCUAGCUGAGGCCCUGUCCCGCUGGGUGUUCAAAGAGGCAGGUGUCCUUAGGGUUGGGGCUGUUACUCAUCACCCAGUGGGUGAGAGCACUCCCCCUGCUGCUUAUACCAUCACUGACCUGGUGGAAUACAGCAUUGUGAUCGAGAUGCUGUCUGAAGGUCGCUGGGUGCCGUUUGAUGGAGAUGACAUUCAGCUGGAGUUUGUCAGAAUUGACCCCUUCGUCAGGACCUAUCUCAAGAAAAAUGGUGGCAAAUACAGUGUCCAGUUUAAGCUGCCAGACGUGUACGGAGUGUUUCAGUUCAAAGUUGACUACAACAGACUGGGCUACACACAUCUUUACUCCUCCACACAGGUGUCCGUGCGUCCACUGCAACACACUCAAUAUGAGCGCUUUAUUCCUUCUGCUUACCCCUACUAUGCCAGUGUCUUCUCCAUGAUGGCUGGACUGUUCAUCUUCAGUGUGGUUUUCCUUCACAUGAAAGAGAAGGAGAAGUCAGAUUAAAAGACAGGAGAGAAGUGAUUUUCUUCAAAAUUGUAAUGAGAUUGGGUUGAUCCGGUCUUCUUGCACAUCAGUGGGUGAAAUCUGAACUGUGCUGGUGUGGGGUCUUUCUCAUGAGUCAUGAUAUGCCACUACAACUUUGCACAGCAUUUGUAAACUUGGGUUAAGAAAAUCUUUUUGUAUGAGUUCAUGGGGUUUUGAGCAAUGGUCAGGCUAAGUCAUCGUUCAGUUAUUUAAAGAAAAUGAGAGGUCCCAUUGUGUAAAUUUAAACAUUGUUUUGAUUAGACCUUAUGCACUGAUCCGUUUGUUCAUGAAGCUUGAAUGUGUGAAGAAAAAGAUGUUAAAAUUCUUUUAAAAACACCAAUGUUCAUUAAAAUGUCCAUUCCACCUCUCUAAAAA
Colossoma macropomum (tambaqui) is the source of this 1812-nucleotide messenger RNA. RefSeq names its product dolichyl-diphosphooligosaccharide--protein glycosyltransferase subunit (non-catalytic) (gene ddost). The transcript is spliced from 11 exons. The record is from RefSeq and is a predicted model, not a curated record. Gene Ontology annotation, cellular component: endoplasmic reticulum membrane; oligosaccharyltransferase complex. Lineage: Eukaryota; Metazoa; Chordata; Actinopteri; Characiformes; Serrasalmidae. The coding region runs from base 40 to 1416 and encodes 458 amino acids.